AUGUACAACACAUUCGCCGCAAUGAGAUUUUCACCGUACACACAACUCUCUCUACCAACGCAGAGAUUUCGACAACAAGGGAUCGAAAGCCUGUGUUCUUGUUGCUAUUACAAUUCAGGUUGCUGCUACUCGAGCUAUGGUUCAGGAUUCGGGAUUUAUGGUUGCGCGGAAAUGCUCCCCAAACCACCAUACUCUUACGUUGCUCUCAUAUCCAUGGCCAUCAAGAACUCGCCGGAGAAAAAAGUUACACUAAGCGGGAUUUACCAGUUUAUUAUGAUGAACUUUCCGUACUACCAGCAGAGCAGAAGAGGUUGGCAAAAUAGUAUUCGGCACAAUCUCUCGUUGAACAAGUGCUUUGUGAAAGUUCCCCGCGACAAAUCGGAUCCUGGAAAAGGCUGCUACUGGACUCUGGAUUCGUCCUUUGAGGAGAUGUUUGAAGAGGGGCGAUUUUGGAGGCGAAAACGAAGGCCGAAACAAAUAGUCAGUGCGAGACAACGAGAAGAAGACACUUCCCCGAGUUCUCCUAGAGAAGAGCACGUCGAAGAGACAGAAGAGAAAAGCGAGAAAACCGUCAACAGUGCAAGUUCGAGUUACGAUCGCGACAGAGAAGACAAGAAAUUGGAGACUUCUGACAAUGAACUUUGUCAUGAAAGUUCGUUCGAAAAACGGCGUUGUUUUUCGCAACUACAAAACCAAAGACACUCGACCUUUCCUGACGAACAAAAUAUGGCUAUGGAUGCAAAAUGUGAUGACUCUUCAACUUGUGGUUUGAAGUUUAGCAUCGAAAGACUCCUUGGUGAUCGAUGA
This is a messenger RNA of Pocillopora meandrina, 807 nucleotides long. The record is from the annotation of a GenBank genome assembly. Lineage: Eukaryota; Metazoa; Cnidaria; Anthozoa; Scleractinia; Pocilloporidae.